AUGGGUUACAAGGGUGACACUCGCCAAUUUGUGAGUUAUCAAGAUCCCUAUGAAUGUGUUGUGCUCAGUCCUUGUAAUGUUUCUUUUGUGGUUGAGGAGCUUCUCAUUGUUAUAGUCAACAAGACUGCUGCUAAAGUGGUGCCGGAAGUCCUUGGGGUUCCCCAGGACAUUAUCUUCAACAUUGUCAACAUGGGUUGCAAGCAUUCUAAGCUCUCAGCUGUAGGCAAAGUCAAGGAGGCCAUCAUGCAAUCUACUGGUGAUCUCAGAACUCUGCACACUAACCUUGCAAAGUUACAAGCUGAUCACAUAGUGUUUGAGAGAGAGCAGGUCCAGAGCCAGCUAGAAGCCAACAUUGCUGCAAGGCAGCUCCUUGCUGAAGCUGCACUCAAGGUAGGCAUCACAAAUGAUUGCUGCCAUUUGAAAGCCAGAGCAUUUAUUACUUUGAUGGUUGAUGCCCAGGCUGCAAAUAUCCGAGUUGAGAAUCUGAGAUCCAAGGUUGAUUGA
Messenger RNA from Suillus subaureus, 504 nucleotides. RefSeq lists its product as uncharacterized. The coding region runs from base 1 to 504 and encodes 167 amino acids. The transcript is spliced from 6 exons. NCBI's taxonomy places the organism in Eukaryota, Fungi, Basidiomycota, Agaricomycetes, Boletales, Suillaceae. The record is from RefSeq and is a predicted model, not a curated record.